UGAGAGCUUCUUCUUCUUCAUGAGAUAAUUUCUGUUUCUGCCAUUAUUGAUCUCAUCUAUUCUUCAAAUAUUCUCUCCUCCUUCUCUUCCUCGGAGGUGGAGGGUUUGUUUCUUACUUCUCCCGAGUGACUCACCCUCUGGGAGGAUUAGGCGUUCCCGGUUCAACCUGGGAAUUUUAAACUUCAAUUUCUGAAACUCUGUUGUUUUUCUUUUCUUUUUAUUUUGACCCUUCCCUUCAGAAUUCAUUGCAGAAACCAAGCGUUGACAGCUCAAGAGAUUUUCACUUUCUCACAUGCAACGUUGGAUUCGAAGUUUUAGGUGUUUCUUGGGGUGAAAUUGCCUUCUCCUAGGAAUUUGGAUCUCUGUACGCGGAGAACAACGCCGGAUUUUCCAUUUCCGGCGGAUUUUUCCGGGAUAGUGGUUAGAUUUAGGGGUUUAUCGUGGUUUCAAGCAAUGUUUCCCCAGGCAUUGUUCGAAUUCGGGGAGCACCGAUAUUUGGAUAUGAUUCGUGUUGAAUUAUAAUUUCAAAGAAGAGAGGUUUUGCCUGAUUUCUUUACCCGAAAAGAUGUUAUCCGUUUCGCCUUCUCGGAGCCGGCUCGAAGAAAUGCUGGAGGCUCUCCAGCGUAGGACUGGAUACGAUAAGCCAAAAGACUUGCCGCCGGAGCUGCCGGCUCGGCCAAAAUCCACACCUAGAACUAGGCCACCAUCCGUCAAGAGACCGUUGCCGAGAAGCUUGGAAACAGCGGAUGCUGAACUCAGUAGCUCAUGGAAUUGUAAUCCUAAGAAAGAAAUUGUUAGAGACUUCAGAGGGAACAGUUCCGAGGCUAAGAAAGGUAAGGAAACGGAGCUGGGCGAAUCACCUUACGGCAUGCCACCACAAGGGAACGACAAUAAACGGAUUUUGGAGCGAAGAGUUGGUAUGAAGCUUGCAAAUUCAUCUCCCCGUUUGCUCCCCAAGUCUCGUGAGGCCGAGUGGGCUGACACCAUUGAUUAUUUCAUCAAGGAGAAAUUUCGUAUUUGGUGUCGUGAACAAAAUGGACAGUGGGAAUUAGGAACAAUACUUUCAACUACAGGAGAAAUAGCUUCUGUACUGUUUUCAGAUGGAAAUGUCAUGAAAGUUCCCACUGGAGAGAUCUUACCUGCAAAUCCAGAUAUUCUUGAUGGGGUUGAUGAUCUCAUACAACUAAGUUAUCUGAAUGAGCCAUCAGUUCUUCAUAACUUUCAACAUCGAUAUUCUUGUGGAGCAAUAUAUUGUAAGGCAGGUCCUCUUUUAAUAGCAGUCAAUCCCUUAAGAGAUGUUGACAUGCAUGGGAAUGAAUUUGUUACGGCUUACCAGCAAAAGCAGAUGAGUAGUCCUCAUGUAUUUUCUAUUGUUGAUACAGCCUACACUGCAAUGAUGGAAGAUGGAAAAAAUCAUUCUGUCAUCAUCAGUGGAGAAACUGGAUCUGGAAAGACAGAAACAGCAAAAAUUGCUAUGCAGUACUUGGCUGCACUUGGUGAAGUUAGCGAUGAGAUGGAGUCUAAACUGCAGCAGACAAGUUGUAUACUAGAGGCAUUUGGAAAUGCCAAAACACAUGGGAAUUACAAUUCCAGUCGUUUUGGAAAAUUAAUUGAGAUUCAUUUUAACACAAGAGGAAAACUAUGUGGUGCCAAAGUACAUACUUUUCUUCUUGAAAAGUCAAGAGUGGUUCAACUGCCUCAGGGAGAGAGGUCAUACCAUAUCUUUUACCAGCUUUGUGCUGGGGCUCCAUCUGGUCUCAAAGAUAAGCUGAAGAUAAAAGGGGCAACUGAGUACAAUUAUCUUAACCAAAGUGACUGCUUGGUUUUAAAUGGUGUUGAUGAUGCUAAGAAGUUUCAUAUGCUUAUGGAAGCCCUAAACACCGUCAAGAUUUGCAAAGCAGAUCAAGAGAGAGUUUUUCAGAUGCUCUCUGCAGUAUUAUGGCUGGGAAAUAUAUCAUUUGAAGUGAUUGACAAUGAAAACCAUGUUGAAGCUGUGUCGGGUGAAGCUGUUACCAAUGCUGCUAGCUUGAUAGGUUGCAGUGCCCAGGACCUCAUAUGCGCUUUAUCAUCCCGUAGAGUACAAGCUGGCCAGGAGAAGGUUGCCCAGAGGUUAACAAUACAACAAGCAAUUGAUACGAGAGAUGCAUUGGCAAAAUUCAUCUAUGGAAGCUUGUUUGAUUGGCUAGUAGAUGAGAUUAAUAAAUCGCUUGCAGUAGGGGAACACCUUACAUACACAUCCAUAAGUAUUCUAGAUAUUUAUGGUUUUGAAUCAUUUAAGAAUAAUGGCUUUGAACAGUUUUGCAUAAACUAUUCAAAUGAGAGGCUUCAGCAGCAUUUUAAUCGUCAUCUAUUCAAACUUGAACAAGAGGUAUAUGAGCUGGAUGGAAUUGAUUGGACAAGAGUAGAAUUUAAAGACAAUCAAGAGUGUUUAGAUCUUUUUGAGAAGAAACACAUUGGGCUUAUCUCUUUACUUGAUGAAGAAUCAAAUUCCCUUGAAGCUAAUCAUUUAAGCUUUGCCAAUAAACUUAAGCAGCAACUGAAAGAAAAUUGCUGCUUUAAAGAACGAGAAGGGACAUUUAGUAUUCAACAUUAUGCUGGAGAGGUUCUCUAUGACAACAGUGGUUUCUUGGAAAAGAACAGAGAUGUACUGCAUUCUGAUAUUAUUCAGCUACUCUCAUCAAGCAGUUCCCACCUUCCUCAGCUAAGCAAAGUGUUGCUACCAAAAACAGGCAGAAAUAUUUUGGAGUUUAAGAAGCAAAGUGUUGCUACCAAGUUUAAGGUUCAAUUAUUUAACUUAAUGCGGCAGUUGGAUACCACCACUCCACACUUCAUUUGUUGCAUAAAGCCUAACAAUAAACAGCUUCCUGGUGUAUUCGAGAAAGAACUAGUCUUACAGCAACUCAGAUACGUUGGGGUGUUUGAAGCUGUGAGGAUUUCAAGAUCUGGCUAUCCAACUAAGAUGACACAUCAAUGUUUUUCAGAUAGGUAUGGUUUCCUCCUGGAUAAUAAUGUGUCCAAAGAUCCUUUAAGUACAGCGGUUGCUGUUCUGCAGCAAUUCAAUGUCCUUCCUGAAUUGUACCAGGUUGGGUAUACCAAGUUGUAUCUCCGAGCAGGACAGAUCGCUGCAUUGGAGGAUGCAAGGAAGAAAGUUCUUGAAGAUACUGUUGAACUGCAAAAGUUCUUUCAUGAUCAUCGUGCUGGUUGUGACUUUCAUGAAAUCAUUCGAGGAGUAGUAAUGCUUCAAUCUUUUGUUCGUGGUGAAAUUGCCAGAAGGCAGUGUAAUGCUUUGGUGAAUUCAAAAGUUCUGUUUGCUUGCAAAAAUAAUGAUGAGCAGUUUAUGGCUACACGGAUACAAUCAGCAAUUCGUGGCUUUUUGGCUCGAAGACGUCAUUAUAGCCAGCAGAAUUCACAAACAUUAAUUUCUGAGAAACAAGAAACAGGCAGAAAUAUUUUGGAGUUUAAGGACUUGCCUUCAGAAGGUUUACCAUCUGUUGUUGAGGAACUUCAAAAGCGGGUUCUUUUUGCUGAGGCUACCAUUGAACAGAAUGAGAAGGAGAAUGCAGAAUUAAAAGAGCAAGUAAAACAAUUUGAGGUACGGUGUUCAGAAUAUGAAGCCAAGAUGAGCUCAAUGGAGGAGGGUUGGCGGAAGAAAAUGUCAUCUUUGCAGGCAAGUGUUGCUGCAGUGAAGAAUCUUGGUUCUGACAAUGCUGCGGUUUCCCCACCUCCUUACUAUUAUGAUUCUGAAGACAUUAUGUCUUUGGGACUUCAGACUUCUGGAGCAAGCACUCCGCUCAAAUUUCCUUACAAUGGCGUAAAUUUGGAAUCUAAUAGAGAGAUGAAUGGUGGUGUUGGUGCAAUGAAUCACCUUGUAAGAGAGUUUGAGCAACGGAAACAUUAUUUUGAUAAUGAGGCCACCGCAAUUUCUGAGGUGAAGGCAGGGCAGUCACUCCCUUCAACCCUAGAAGAGGAACUCAAAAGGCUGGUGCUGAGAUUUGAGAAUUGGAAGAAAUCUUACAAGGGGCAGUUAUCAGAGGCAAAGGCAAAAGUACGCAAACUGAGGCAUUCAGCAGCAGCAGCAGCAACAAAUUCUUCUUCUUCAAGUAGAAGGACAUGGUGGGGGCUGAAGACUAAACGAGUGCAAGUAUAAUAUAUUGCUUUUGUUUUGUAGGGGUAUGAAAUGUGUGUGAUAGAUGAAGUAAGGUUUGAAUUGCACCAGUUUAAGAUUAGUAUGAUUUUGUAGGAGGCUUCAGGAGUGGUUGUGUAUAUUCAGUAGUUACUAUACUUGGGUGGAGGAAUCUAGCUUGCCUGUAAUACUGUAGAUUGAGGUUUUUUAAUGUGUAUGAAUUGUCAUCCCUCCUUUAAGUUAGUUCAAUAGACGUUAUUAGUAUGAUUA
This is a messenger RNA of Ipomoea triloba (trilobed morning glory), 4393 nucleotides long. RefSeq names its product myosin-2-like. NCBI's taxonomy places the organism in Eukaryota, Viridiplantae, Streptophyta, Magnoliopsida, Solanales, Convolvulaceae. Gene Ontology annotation, cellular component: vesicle; actin cytoskeleton; cytoplasm. The transcript has 27 exons. Gene Ontology annotation, biological process: actin filament organization; vesicle transport along actin filament. Gene Ontology annotation, molecular function: actin filament binding; ATP binding; microfilament motor activity. The coding region runs from base 566 to 4147 and encodes 1193 amino acids. The record is from RefSeq and is a predicted model, not a curated record.